AUGAAGGAGCAUUGCUCUUCUUACAGCACUGUGUGUCUGAGCUGCGGCACUCCUGAGCCCACCAUGCAGAGCCUGGAGCCUGACUACAUGUCAAUGUGCUUGUUUGCAGAGGACUCCUACCAAAAACUAGCUAUGGACACCUUGGAAGAGCUGGACUGGUGCUUGGAUCAGCUGGAGACCAUUCAGACCUACAGAUCAGUCAGCGAAAUGGCAUCAAACAAGUUCAAGAGGAUGCUGAAUCGGGAGCUGACCCACCUCUCAGAGAUGAGCAGAUCGGGCAAUCAGGUGUCUGAAUAUAUCUCCAGCACAUUCUUGGACAAGCAGAAUGAUGUGGAGAUCCCCUCCCCAACACAGAAAGACCGUGAGAAGAAGAAGCGGCAUCAGUUAAUGACGCAGAUUAGCGGAGUAAAAAAGUUGAUGCAUAGUUCCAGCCUCAACAACACGAGCAUGUCCCGGUUCGGAGUCAAGACAGAACACGAAGACUUGCUGUCUAAAGAAUUGGAGGAUCUGAACAAAUGGGGACUUAACAUCUUCAAGGUAGCAGCCUAUUCUUGCAAUAGACCACUUACCUGCAUCAUGUACGCUAUAUUCCAGGAGAGAGAUCUGCUGAAGACUUUCAAAAUUCCCACAGACACACUAAUCACCUACACAAUGACCUUAGAAGAUCACUACCACUCAGAUGUCGCCUAUCAUAACACCCUCCAUGCUGCUGAUGUCACACAGUCCACUCAUGUGCUCCUCUCUACUCCAGCUCUGGAUGCUGUCUUUACCGACCUGGAAGUCCUUGCCGCAAUUUUUGCAGCCGCCAUCCAUGAUGUAGACCAUCCAGGAGUCUCCAAUCAAUUCCUAAUCAAUACAAAUUCUGAACUUGCACUUAUGUACAAUGAUGAGUCUGUCCUGGAGAAUCACCACCUGGCUGUGGGCUUCAAGUUGCUGCAGGAGGAAAAUUGUGACAUUUUUCAGAACCUUACCAAGAAGCAGAGGCAAUCACUCAGGAAAAUGGUCAUUGACAUGGUGCUUGCCACAGACAUGUCCAAACACAUGAGCCUACUGGCCGAUCUGAAGACGAUGGUAGAAACUAAGAAGGUUACCAGUUCUGGUGUUCUUCUGUUGGACAACUACACUGACCGCAUACAGGUUCUCAGGAAUAUGGUGCACUGCGCAGAUUUAAGCAAUCCAACAAAAUCUCUGGAGCUCUACCGGCAGUGGACAGACAGAAUCAUGGAGGAGUUCUUCCAGCAGGGAGACAAAGAGCGAGAACGGGGCAUGGAGAUCAGUGCAAUGUGUGACAAGCACACAGCUUCUGUGGAAAAAUCACAGGUUGGCUUCAUUGACUAUAUUGUCCAUCCUUUGUGGGAAACAUGGGCAGACUUGGUCCAGCCUGAUGCUCAGGAUAUUUUGGAUACAUUGGAGGACAAUAGGAACUGGUACCAAAGCAUGAUACCUCAAAGCCCUUCUCCUCUUUUGGACGAGCAGGACAAGGACUGUCCAGGGGUCUCAGAAAAGUUCCAUUUUGAGCUGACUCUUGAAGAAGAAGAUUCAGAAAGCCACGACAAAGAGGGGGACUGUAUCAGUUACUAUAGCAGUACGAAAACUCUUCAUAUGGUUGAUCCAGGAAUCGAGGACUCACCAGAAGGCGAUGCAGAAAUACUGACAGACGACACAUCGCCUCUGGACACAUAG
Staurois parvus is the source of this 1683-nucleotide messenger RNA. The record is from the annotation of a GenBank genome assembly. NCBI's taxonomy places the organism in Eukaryota, Metazoa, Chordata, Amphibia, Anura, Ranidae.